Messenger RNA from Symbiodinium necroappetens, 350 nucleotides. Lineage: Eukaryota; Dinophyceae; Suessiales; Symbiodiniaceae. The record is from the annotation of a GenBank genome assembly.
GAGAUCCCACGAUGGUUGAAGCGCUGCUGGACGCCCGCGCCAAUCCAAAUGACACGACGAGAAAGCCGCGAAUGGAUGCCGACAUUGGCAAGCGCACCCCUGUGCUGUGCAUUAGCAUCAAGUUCCAGAACCUGAAAGUGGCCGAGCUCUUGAUCCGGCGCCGUGCUGCCAUCAAUGUGAAGAACAACUUCUUGCCACCUCUCCAUUUUGCAGCCUUCACCAACAAUCCGGAGGCCGUAAAGACCCUCUGCCGUCACAGAGCUGACCUCGGAAUCAAGAACAGCUUCGGCUUGUCGGCAUGGCACAGCGCUGCUAUGUCUUCGAGCGAUACCGGCUGGGAUGCGCUGGAU